Messenger RNA from Plutella xylostella (diamondback moth), 1330 nucleotides. RefSeq lists its product as uncharacterized. The record is from RefSeq and is a predicted model, not a curated record. Lineage: Eukaryota; Metazoa; Arthropoda; Insecta; Lepidoptera; Plutellidae.
ACUACAGAUAUCAAUAAUCUCAAAGUGGUUUUUAUGCGAAAUCCAUUUGUAUAGUUGGUUUUUGCGAGCACUUCGCUCCAGCGACGCCACGACACUACUCGUUUACAGAAAAUGAAGACGGGUACCGUAAGUAUUCUACCCCUGCUAGUGGGCGUGGCCAUUUUAAGGGUGGCAACACUGGCGGAGGACGUCGACCAAUCAGAGACGAGUGUCAACCAACAGGCCAUCCUAGACGAAGAUGUUUACGCGGGAAAGAGAAACAUAGACACGCCAGAGGUGGUGUUGCAACUGAAAUACGACGGAGGAGAGCUGAAUAGGAUAUAUCUGGCUCAGUUUCGCAAGGGGCAAAGGGAGUGGGUUCCCUCAGUGCCUGCCCGGACCAACUUGUGUUCGGACCUGUGCUCCGCAGGCCUAGGCGGCGACACAUGCGGCGCCCCGUGCCAGGAGCUGCUGCCGGUGGGGCUGAGGGCUGCGCUGCAGGGUGCUCCCAACGCCUCUGAGAGCUACCAUGGUCACCCGCGCACGGCCGUGUGUCCUACGCUCUGUGCUAACCGACUUGGUGAGCCCCUCUGCAACUGCCACGCGCAGGAGCACGAGGAGCCGGAGCACACGGACUGGGCCGGCGUGUGUAGAGCCUUCUGCGUGGCCGACCGGUACAUACUGGGAGGUUGCCCAACCUGCGAGAUGACAACCCAAGAAACCCUGAUGACCAAGAACACCCACUCCCGGAUCCUCACCACCAACGACGGGUGGUUCGCGUGGUGCGACGUGCAAUGCCGCCUCGGGCAGGGCGGCGCCGCCUGCAACUGUGAUAAGGCACCGUUCCAGUAACAGAACAUGGUUUCUGAAUCCAACGUUGGUAGGAUAGUUGGCUGUUUGUUAAAGCAGUUGUUUGCUUUUUUUGCUGUUAAAACAAAAUAAGUUUUCUAAAUCCAACGUUGGCAGGAUUGUUGGCUGUUUUUCAAAGCUGUCGUUUGUUUUUUUUUUAAUUUUGCUCUUUUUUUCUAAGGGAAGUACUAGGUACUAAAUUUUACUAAGAAGUUUUUUUUUAAUUACCUACUUCGUUAAGCAUCUACCUACUACGUUUGUGUAUGCAAUCUGAUUUCAAUAGAGAUAUUAUGUUAUUCAAUGAUACAAACAAGUAUAACAACAACAAAAGUACAGUUACAGUUAAAUAAAUGUUACAUCUUCGCAUUUUUUCAGUAUUUAAAAUAUUUAUCAUGUAAGUACCUAUACAUAAUCAGCAUAAUCAAAGUUAAUUGUUAAUAUUAUCUAGAACAUAUCUUGUUUGGUAUCAAACCAAACUAAUUAGGCUACAUAAAAUAUAUAU